CCUCUUUGGACCCUCAUUCAGAGUGAGACGGAGACCAGCAAACGCCAGGCAACUACUUUCUGUUGAGGCUGCUUUUCGUUUUUUUUUUUUUUACCGACUCCCAACAGUUUACGGUUGUUUUCUUUGGCUCGUGCACAUUGCUAACGUAUCCUUUGAGUGUCCCACCAUCAGCAUGUCCUCAGGCGCAUCUUCUCCUGUGAAGUCCACCACCCCUCCUCUGUCCCCGCUGUCUCCAGUCUCUCCAGUUUCCCCCAGCUCUCUGCGUCUGCCUGCCUGCCGCCAAAGAGACCGGUCACCCUCCCCCAUGAGGGGCUACCUGAUUCCCAGCCCCCUGCCCACCCGCCGCAACCGCACCUGCUCAGCUACAGCGCGUGCAGCUGAGGGGCCGGUCUUCACUGGGGUCUGCAAGUGCUUUUCACGUUCCAAAGGGCACGGUUUCAUCACGCCAUCAGAUGGAGGCAAUGACGUCUUUGUGCACAUAUCUGACGUUGAGGGUGAAUAUGUGCCUGUGGAAGGAGAUGAAGUUAGCUACAAGAUCUGCUCUAUUCCACCCAAACAUGAGAAGAUCCAGGCCGUGGAUGUGACCAUCACUCAUUUAGUGCCAGGCACCAAACAUGAGACCUGGUCUGGAGCGGUGGUUAAAUCGUGAGAUGCUCUCUAACUCUGAACGGUGUGAUAGUUAUGUCAAAAUGGGUUUCUGUUCCUUUCUGGAGGUUUGGGUGGGAUGGGAACGGGUCUGAAUGAAUUAAUGCCUUUAAGUGCUGUGACAUGACGCCACAAUUCCAAGAAAAAUAUAAAAAUAUUCAGUUUUUCCCUCCCUUUCUUUGGUCUCAGGAAGGGAGUUUGUUUAAAAUUCUCUAUUAUUGGGUUUGUGGUUAAUAAUGUGGAAUGAACAACAGUCAGUUAUACUUACCCUAUCCAUCAUUGAUUGAUUUGAAUGCUCUUAAGAACUGACUGCACUCUUAACAAUAAGCCUUAAUGCAUUAUCUAAAUAGCUAAAAUAUGUAUUCACUGAAAAAAAAAAAAUU
This is a messenger RNA of Sinocyclocheilus anshuiensis, 1028 nucleotides long. Its product is annotated as calcium-regulated heat stable protein 1. The transcript has 4 exons. Gene Ontology annotation, biological process: regulation of mRNA stability. The record is from RefSeq and is a predicted model, not a curated record. Gene Ontology annotation, molecular function: mRNA 3'-UTR binding. The coding region runs from base 173 to 649 and encodes 158 amino acids. NCBI's taxonomy places the organism in Eukaryota, Metazoa, Chordata, Actinopteri, Cypriniformes, Cyprinidae. Gene Ontology annotation, cellular component: cytoplasm.